Molecule: messenger RNA, 615 nt
Organism: Scedosporium apiospermum
Lineage: Eukaryota; Fungi; Ascomycota; Sordariomycetes; Microascales; Microascaceae
Exons: 2
Coding region: 1-615 (204 amino acids)
Cellular component (GO): cytoplasm; mitochondrion
Source: RefSeq, a predicted model, not a curated record
AUGGCCCCUUGGCCCUUCAAUUCCUCCUCACCGCCGCCGCCACCGCCGCCACCACCGCCCUCCAAGGAAGAGCCUCCAAAACCUGUCUCCCUCUCUGACUACCUCCCCGACGACGAACGCCUCCGGAUCCUUGUCCCCACCGUCCUCUCGACCGUCGGCAUCCUCAGCCUCAUCCCUAUCCGCCUCGCUGGAAUCGACGCCCCCGAAGGCGCCCACUUCGGCCGCCCUGCCCAACCCUUCGCCGACGCAGCCCUCUCCUGGCUAACCUCCUCCAUCCUCCACCGCCGCGUCCGUGCCCACAUACACAAGCGUGACCAGUAUGACCGCGUAGUAGCCACGGUGUACGUCCGCCGCGGCGGUAUAUUCUCUUUCCUCUUCCCCUUCUUCCUACAUCGCGACGUGGGGUUGGAGAUGCUCAAGCGGGGGCUCGCCACGACGUACGAAGCCAAGUCAGGUGUUGAGUUCGGAGGGAGGGAGAAGGCGUAUAAGGCGGCGGAGGCGAAGGCGAAGGCGAAGAAGGUGGGGAUGUGGAGCAUGAAGGCGAGCGAGUUUGAAAGCCCGAGGGCUUACAAGGCGAGAAUACGGGAUGGGGAGGCGAGCGGAACUGGUUCGUAG